Messenger RNA from Dicrocoelium dendriticum, 570 nucleotides. The record is from the annotation of a GenBank genome assembly. Lineage: Eukaryota; Metazoa; Platyhelminthes; Trematoda; Plagiorchiida; Dicrocoeliidae.
AUGGCUGUUCAUCAGUGUACCGAAUGCUAUCUCACUUUCCGAAGGCCCUCUAAGCUGAAAGAACAUUUUUAUGUCCACACAGGUGAGCGACCUUUUGCUUGCUCAUGUGGAAAGGCUUAUGCUCGGGGGCAGCAUUUGCGUCGUCAUCAGGUGUCCUGUUCUCGGCAUUUGAAUGCAUCGAAGACUCACGUGAAUGGCAACGCCGACGGUGAAAGUGUUAUCCAACCUCCUGUCAAGAAAAGCUAUUUCUGCCCAGACUGUGAGGCUGGUCCCUUUCGGCAGAAGAAGAUGGUUUGGGCCCAUGUAGCCAUCGUGCAUCGUGAACGAAGGCACGUGUGUGAACAGUGUCCUAAGGCUUUUCCGACCAAGUCGAAACUUGCUCGUCAUUCCGCCAAACAUCAUGGGUUCACUUGUUCCAAAUGUGUCUCCGCUUCCACCGUUACUAGCGACGCUGCUUCCAUAAUUGAGUCCCUCCCAAAGUUUGACACUUUCGCCGCUCUCAGACGUCAUAUUGCCCUUGUUCACCCCAAACCGAGUGAGUUAUUCCUAACCAUCACUGUGGAAGCUUAG